UCGCUAAGCAGCCGGCCGGCGUGCGGACUGCGCAGGUGCGCUCCUCAAGCGCGGCCUCCUCAUCCCACGCACAUCUCACAGCGUGAGGGUGGGACGGCGGCCAGAGGCUUGGCUGGAGGUGGUACCCGAGACCGCGAGAGCGAACUGGGGUCUCCAGAGACCUCGCGAUAGGGGCGCGGGCGAGGCCCAGCGCGACGGCCGUUGUGAGCACGGUGGCCACGGGCCGGGCCUGUGCUGCACGGAGCCCGCGGGUGCGACCUGCGCCUUUCCCGGGGCCGAGGCCACGCGCAGCGAAGACGAGCUGCAACCCCACGCUGUGAGUCCUAGAGCAAGUCCCCUGGACCCGGCCUCUCCGUAGGCCACGCCUGGGCCUGGGAAGAUGGAGGGAGACCAGCGGUCCGGCCCAUCGGCGCAGGGCCUGCUCCCCGAUGGCCACUUGAUCCUAUGGACGCUGUUCUCCGUGCUGUUGCCGGUGUUCAUCACCUUAUGGUGUAGUCUGCAGCGUUCGCGCCGGCAGCUGCACCGCAGGGACAUCUUCCGCAAGAGCAAGCACUGCUGGCGUGACACCGACCUGUUCAGCCACCCCACCUACUGCUGCGUGUGCGCCCAGCACAUCCUGCAAGGAGCCUUCUGCGACUGCUGCGGGCUCCGCGUGGACGAGGGCUGCCUCAAGAAGGUCGACAAGCGCUUCCCGUGCAAGGAGAUCAUGCUCAAGAACGACAGCAGGGCCGCAGAUGCGAUGCCCCACCACUGGAUCCGCGGCAACGUCCCCCUGUGCACUUACUGUGUAAUCUGCAGGCAGCAGUGUGGCAGCCAGCCUAAACUCUGCGACUACCGGUGUGUUUGGUGCCAGCAGACAGUCCACGAUGAGUGCAUGAGAGGCAGCUUAAAGAGUGAGAAGUGUGAUUUUGGAGAAUUCAAAAAUCUCAUCAUCCCUCCAAGUUAUUUAACGUCCAUUAACCAGAUGCGUAAAGACAAAAACACAAAUUAUGAAGUGCUUGCUUCUAAGUUUGGAAAGCAGUGGACCCCAUUAAUAAUCCUGGCCAACUCUCGUAGUGGAACUAACAUGGGAGAAGGACUGUUGGGAGAGUUUAAGAUGCUGUUAAAUCCCGUCCAGGGACAAGAAAAAUACAUUCCAGAGGUUGCAGUCUUACCUCUGGGAACAGGCAACGACCUAUCCAACACCCUGGGCUGGGGUACUGGCUAUGCUGGAGAAAUCCCGGUUGCACAGGUCUUAAGGAAUGUAAUGGAAGCAGAUGGAAUCAAACUAGACAGAUGGAAAGUGCAGGUAACAAAUAAAGGCUACUACAGUUUAAGGAAACCCAAGGAGUUCACAAUGAACAACUACUUCUCUAUUGGACCCGAUGCCCUCAUGGCUCUCAAUUUUCAUGCUCAUCGUGAGAAGGCGCCGUCUCUGUUUUCCAGCCGAAUCCUUAACAAGGCUGUUUAUUUAUUCUAUGGAACUAGAGAUUGCUUGGUGCAAGAGUGUAAAGAUUUGAAUAAAAAAAUUGAGCUAGAGCUGGAUGGUGAGCGAGUUGAACUGCCUAACUUGGAGGGAGUUAUUGUUCUGAACAUUGGCUACUGGGGCGGUGGCUGCCGACUGUGGGAAGGAGUGGGAGAUGAGACGUAUCCUCUAGCCAGACAUGAUGAUGGCUUACUGGAAGUUGUUGGAGUAUAUGGGUCUUUCCACUGUGCUCAAAUCCAGGUGAAACUGGCAAAUCCUUUUCGAAUCGGACAGGCCCAUACCGUGCGGCUGACUUUGAAGUGCUCCAGGAUGCCGAUGCCGAUGCAGGUGGAUGGGGAGCCCUGGGCCCAAGGGCCCUGUACUGUCACCAUAACGCACAAGACACAUGCACUGAUGCUGUACUUCUCUGGGGAGCAGUCGGAUGAUGACCUCUCAAGCCCUUCAGAUCACGAGGACUUAAAGGAGGCCGAGUAGAAGGCUGAGAUGAAGCGUAUCUGCCCAGAUGGGUGACAUGUCGCCCACAGGACACUGCUGGCCGUCAGCUGUCAUUUCCUUCCUAGCAUUGUGUGUGAGCAUGUGAACAGCAUUUCCACAGCUAGACUUCAGUAUCACAGACACACUCUCCUGUCAGCAACACACUCUGAUCAUUAUCACUAACUGAAAAGAAAAACCCACCACAGAGAGGUCCAGGAAGAUGAAACACUUCUCCCGGCUGGACAUUGUAAGACUGGCCUCACGCCGCAUUGUGCACUGCCUUGGUGGACAGGAUGUGGACGGAGAGAUCAUUCCCUCCCUCAGUUCUUGGUGUGUAUUAACGCGUUAAACGUUAGCUUGCUUUUGAACUGCCCUGGUUAACAUGGGCUUCCUCCCGCACUGUGCCAAGGAAGAUGCCCCACACCUCAAACCAAAUGGACCCUGCAUUCUGAUUCCUAGGAGCACCUGAGGAGAAAAGUGAAAGAAAGAUGGCGCUUACCAUUUUCACAGUAGAUAUUUCCUAUCAGGCUUUCAGAUUUUCACAACCAUAUUGAACUGAAGUGCAAAAUCUUUUUUUUUAAUUGUUUUUGUUUGGGAAGUACUAAGGAUUGAACCUCUGGAAGUCUAGAUGAAUGCUCUAUCAUUGAACUACACUCCAGCACUGGUGUGUAUGCACACACAAACACACACACACACACACACACACACACACACACACACGUAUAUAUGUAUAUACAACUAGAUAGGUAGAUGGGGCUAAAGUAAGAUUUAGAAAACUUUGGAAUGGAAGCUCUACAGUUCACCAGCUUUUCUUUAGACUAAAAGAUAUCAUUGACUGGAAAAAAUAGACACAUAAGGGAAGCCUCCAAGUCAGAUUAGUUACUCAAAAAAUAGUCCAGGCUGACUGCCUUCAAGUUGAGUGGUCUUGUGUAGUGAAACACUGCAGGACUCUUGACAGCAUUGCCCUCAGAGAGGGAGCUCUGCUAAGAUGUUUGUAUCCUAUUUAUUUCAAAGUAUGAAAGAUAUAUUUUUAACUUAUUGUUUACCUGUGGCGUGAUGCUUCUGUUAAGCGUUUACACUGUAUUGUAUAGCUUUAUUUAGUAAAGUGGUCACAUAAAUCUGCUGGUCACAGUCACAUAGCACUCUCUCUCUCUGUUCCAUGGCAUAUAUACUCACUGUGCUCAUUCCUCAGACCUUAAAAGGGAGGGCACAUGAAUAAGAAAGAACUUGAGGGGUUGGGGAUUUAGCUCAGUGGUAGAGCACUUGCCUAGGAAGCGCAAGGCCCUGGGUUCGGUCCCCAGCUCCGGGAAAAAAAAAAAAAAUUAGAAAAAAAAGAAAGAACUUGAGGUCCCGCAAAGCUUCCUUUCUUUCCUUGCCCCUCCGGCCUCCAUUGGGAAGCACUUAUUGAAGGCAGGCCCAUCGCUUCCAUUAGGGGGCGCUGUGCCGCUGCUGUCCGAGGCCUGCCUCUGCAGUUCGCCACACCAGUGGGCAUCUGGCUUGGUGGUCUUUCGUGAAUUAAUUUCUGAAAGACUAGAAUCUACUCCCAAACCACCAUUUGUCUCCCUUUAAUGGUUUCUUAUGAAUCUGCAGUCAGUGAGUUGCCAUAAACGUCAGUUUAGUCACCUCAGGCCCAGACCAUGUUUUUGAAAGAACAACUUAGUAAGUAAAAUAUUAGUACAUUAUCCAAAGUAAUUUUACCCUGCUGGGUUAACCUUUUCCACCUGUUCCUGGGGGCUAUCAAAUUCUACUGUUGAAAGAUGUUCCAUGGGUUUGCUCCAACUUACACCUUCAGAGUGGAUCCGCAGCCGAGGUUUGAGAGCCGUGAGAGUUUGUACCUUGUUCCUUGUGAGCUGAUCGUGUUUGGUGUGUAAUGAGAUUCAUCCUUAGAGUCGUGGUCAGAAUUGUUAGAGAGUCACCCUCUGAGGCAUACUAUUAAAUUUAUUGUGGAUAUAUUUAGUUACCUGUAUUUCAUAAUGUUCUGUUUGUGGUAAAACAAUUUAUUAAUUUGGGGCUAUCAGUCAAGAUAGGGUAACUACCGAGAUUCUCCAGGUAGAGGAGGCUUGUGUCCCCUUGCCAGGACACGCCAUGAUGUCUUUCUGAUGCCUUACUCAGAUUCCAUAUGUAACUUCCACAAUACUGUAUCGUAAAACAGACCAGUAUUUUAUUUACUGCAGCUCACAUUUAGGCACUAGUUUACCCAGCAUUCCAGACAAAUGUAUAGGCAUGUGCCUUGUUUGAAUACAAUUUGUAAUACUUGGUGUUUGCAAGUUAUAUAUUAGAUGGUGAUAGCUUAUUACAAGCCUCUGUACUUCACAAAAUGAUUGACUAUGAGAUCCCUCUGUUCCAUUUAAAGUUGUCUCCAUAGCAACACAACUUACACAUUCUCAGGAAAAACUAAGAACCAUCUCUUUGUAUCUGUUUCCACAUCUCUUGUCUUUUCUGCUCUAAUACAUUCCUCACGCCUCAUGAACUUAGUGGCUUAAACUCCGAAUAGGUCCUUAGGGAUAGUUUUCAGCGCUUUGCAUAUGUAAUAGUGUCAGAGGCUUUCCUGUCUCAGAGUAGGCAUUGUCCAGUAGUGAGGUAACUGAACUUAAAUGUUUUAGACUUUCUGCAACUUAGCUGUGAACCUGUAAUGUAGCUGAUAUUUAUAAAAAAAUUUUAUAGUGAAAACUAUUUAUUUUAUUUUUUUAGAGUGUGGAAGGAAAAUCUGUAGCAAUUACUUUUUGAGUAUUUGUGUGCCUGGUUGUAAUGAGGCUGACUUAGAAAAGUUCUUUUUGUGCUGUGUAAAUUUAGUAUUUCUGCCAGCAUGUCAGAAAGUAAUUUUCACCUAUAACAUAAAGUAAAAUAUUCCUAGUCUACACUGUGGGAUUUUAAUUUGCACUUGCUAGGAAACUUGAAAGGUUAUGAUGAUUUGCACAUCAAUAUGGACCUAAAUACAUAAUCUGACCAGAAAGGUCAGUGGAAUAGGCAAUGACAUCAUGAUACUUUUGUUCAAAAUGAAACUAUGGAAGCAAGAAACCAGCACUUUAUAUUCAGAAAUGGGGGGGGGGGUGUUAAUUUGGUUUCUGUGACUUUUUUUAAAUUUCUGAAUGGUUUAGGACAAGGGAUGGAUUUUAAGUCUAGAAAUUUUAAAGGAAAAAUAGUUUUGUUGCCCAGCCUCAUGACGUCACAUGCUCAGCAGCAGCUCUCCUUUAAGAGCCAGGAGGGCCACAAGUGUGGUUGAGGGGUGAACUCCUGCCCCUUUUUGGAUCAACUUGGCAAUCCCAAUACCUAGAGGCUAAGUUCAAGGCCAGCCUGGCUGUACGUGAGGCCCUUAUCUCAAAGCAGUUGCUUGCAUUCUAACCCGAUUGGUGACCUAGCUAUUGGAAAGUGAUAGCUCCUGGAGUGACCUAGCUUUCAGAUAAGUUGGUGGAGCGAUUAGUCUUUAGAUUAGUGCGUGGACUCUUGGAGGACGGGGAGUAGGUGCUGGUGGAGCACCUCAGUCAGUGUGGCAUUACUCUGCACUGAGCCUUACUGAGUCAUAUACAAGACCAGUAGAUAAAAUAUUUCCACUAUUUAAAAAAAAACAACCCUCAGUAGGGCAUGGUAGCAAUAUCUGUUAUCUCAGAGAGAGGCAGGAAGAUCUCUGAGUUCAAGGCCGGCCAGCCAAGGCUACCUAAACCCUGUCUCAAAAAAAAAAAAAAAAAAAGAGCUUUUAUGUGUACGGCUGUUUUGUCUGCAUGUAUCUGCACCAUGAUCAUGUGAGUAUUGGGACUUGAAGUCAGGACCUCUGCAAGAACAGCCAGCCAGUACUCUUCACCACUGAGCCAUCCCUCCAGCCCUGAGAUUGUAUUUUUGUAAAAGGGAUUUGGAAAAUGCUAUCUCUGAUGACUUAGUCACAUGAUUGAUUUUCCAAUGAUUUUUUUUUUUAAUUCAAAACCUCAUGUGUUUCUGGAAAUACUCUUUUGGGGAUCUUAGUUGCCACUUGGAUUGCACUCCCUGGGCUAUCUCAAGCUUUCUGUGAGAAGUUUGUUGCAUAGUAAAAAAAACCAAACUUAGCCUCUAUUCCUUGGGUUGUGAUUGUAGUGUGGAAAUUGACUGUGUAUUCAGUUACUUUAUGUAAAUACGCACAGAGGUGUUUACUCUGUGCCCCUGGCUGUGUAAGGAGUCUGAAACUUACUGGUCUCGAAGGGUAGAUCCUAAGAUUCUUGAAGGCAUAUUAGAGUCAAGCUUUAAUGCAGACAUUGGCAAGAUUUAGCUCUCUAGAAUAGCUGUAGAAUGUCCAGAAAGCAUGUAGUCAUUAUGCUGACACUAGACCAAAAACAAACAUUUCCUAGGUCUCUAUAAGGGUAACCUGGGCUACUCACUGAAGGAGCCAGCACAGAACAGGAAAGGAACGCUGAUCUGUCUGGUCGGUGACUGACAGAGAAUGUUGAAACGAGGAGAGUUGGGAAGUUAGAUUGUUUCCUGGUUCUUUCUGACAUUGUCCAAGCAUGAUAGCAUCCUGAUUGGAUGGGCAGAUGUGACAGGGGAGGAAAAACACAGGGUUACGUAGGGCAGUGCAUGCUCUUAGGUGGCGAUCGCCUCCUACACCUUUUGUAAUUGCUGGGUUCAGGACUCGGCUAGUAGUCCUUAGAACUUGAUCCACCUAAAUGACCCCUAUGAAUAGCUGGGCCCUCUGCUCUUUGAUUCUGCUCUGUGCAAGUUUAGAGCAGCCUAUCUGGGUCCUCAGUCCUCUCACAGGAGAACCUCUACUCAUACCUCUUAACCCACAGCACUGAAGAUAUUCGGCGGACCCCACUGGAGCAGCCAGCUGGCUUCUUAGACAUUGACCCUGCUCUGACCGCAGUAAUAACAUCAUUGUUACUUAUUCUAUGUUAAUUAUUGAGUUGGGUCUGUAUCCUGUGACCAGUGCCUACAAACAGAAGUGUAAAUGAAAGCAUUUGAUACGUUGAAGAUAGGUUUGCUUGUUUUAAAAUAAAACAUAAAGUAUAGUACUUACAAA
Molecule: messenger RNA, 6923 nt
Organism: Rattus norvegicus (Norway rat)
Lineage: Eukaryota; Metazoa; Chordata; Mammalia; Rodentia; Muridae
Source: RefSeq, a predicted model, not a curated record